GAAUGUGGUGCUGCUUUUGUAUUUUUUAGAACACGGUAUGCAGCUGUUGUUACGUCAGAGGUUCUUCAGUCAUCCAAUCCCAUGCAUUGGGUUACUGAUCUUGCCCCUGAACCGCAUGAUGUUUAUUGGUCCAAUCUUUGGAUUCCAUACAGACAGCUCUGGUUCCGCAAGAUAGCAAUACUUGUUGCCAGCAUUGUUUUUAUGCUUCUGUUUCUUAUUCCAGUCACUUUUGUGCAAGGUCUAACCCAUUUGGACCAGUUGCAGCAGCUAUUCCCCUUUCUAGAUGGUUUACUAAAGAAGAAGUUUACAAUCGAGAUAGUGUCAGGCUACCUCCCUAGUGUCAUUUUACAAUUGUUCCUAUAUAUUGUUCCACCCGUGAUGCUGCUAUUUUCUUCUGUUGAAGGGUCCAUCUCGCAUAGCACCAGGAAAAGGAGCGCUUGUUGGAAAGUGCUCUACUUCAACAUUUGGAAUGUGUUCUUUGUAAAUGUCUUCUCUGGAUCUUUGAUCAGCCAGAUAAAUGCCAUAUCUAGUCCAAAGGACAUCCCAACUGAGCUCGCGAAAGCUGUGCCGAGUCAGGCUACCUUCUUUAUCACUUAUGUCCUAACCUCAGGUUGGGCAAGUUUAUCCUCUGAAGUAAUGCAGCUCUUUGGCCUUAUAUGGAACUUCAUAAAGAGGCAUAUUUUAAGAUGGAAGGAUGAUCCAGUCUCAGUUCCAUCAUUUCCUUAUCAUACUGAAAUUCCAAGGGUUCUUUUAUUUGGACUUCUUGGCUUCACCUGCUCCGUACUAGCGCCAUUAAUAUUACCUUUCUUGCUGGUCUACUUCUUCCUUGGAUAUGUUGUUUAUCGCAAUCAGAUUCUUAAUGUUUAUUGCUCAAAGUACGAGACGGGAGGACAAAUGUGGCCAAUUGCACACAACGCCACCAUUUUUUCUCUGGUUCUAGCUCAGAUAAUAGCUAUUGGUGUGUUUGGGAUAAAAGAAUCCCCAACUUCAUCAAGUUCCAUCAUUCCUCUUGUGAUUUUGACGCUUCUUUUCAAUGAGUACUGCAGGCAGCGCUUUUCUCCCAUCUUCAAGAAGUUUUCCGCACAGGACCUUAUUGAGAUGGAUAGCGAGGAUGAGCGGUCCGGGCGGCUGGACGAAAUCCUCGAGCAAUUACAUUCAGCAUACUGUCAGUUUCCGGCGGACACCACUGAAUUCUGCAUUCCGGGCAAAGACUCUGUGGUGACAUCUCAAGUUGCUGGUGAGAGUAGUAGUAGUGGUAGUACUUCUAAAGAUGUUGUGAAGAAGAGUGGAGUCCUCCAUUCCACUUCAGGUGGGCUCCCAGUUUCCAGGUUAAAAGAAGCUGUUGCAUCAAUAAGCUUGUUGAUCACAAUUAUGAAUUCUCAAACAUAAAAUUUUCCAUCUUUUGAUCAUUAGUCGUUGUUGUGUAAAUGCCAUUCUUUUGUUUUCAGCCCUUCAUCUUCUUUUUUUUUUUUU
Molecule: messenger RNA, 1473 nt
Organism: Phalaenopsis equestris
Lineage: Eukaryota; Viridiplantae; Streptophyta; Magnoliopsida; Asparagales; Orchidaceae
Product: CSC1-like protein RXW8
Cellular component (GO): plasma membrane
Molecular function (GO): calcium-activated cation channel activity
Source: RefSeq, a predicted model, not a curated record